Molecule: messenger RNA, 1626 nt
Organism: Malassezia japonica
Lineage: Eukaryota; Fungi; Basidiomycota; Malasseziomycetes; Malasseziales; Malasseziaceae
Exons: 1
Coding region: 1-1626 (541 amino acids)
Source: RefSeq, a predicted model, not a curated record
AUGGGAUCUGUGCCGCCGCAUGGGCAGGGCAAUACGCCUAGCCCGGCGACACAACUAGGUCCGGGGAGCGCGAUACCGCCGUCGGCGCGCCCCGAAGCGUCGUAUACCCAGCCGCGCCCCAGCGCGCAGUACAAUAGCCCGGUCGUGACGGUGAACCGGAAUCUGGUGAGCGCGCCUAGCGGCGCGCGGUCGCCGGUCGUUGUGGCCGGGCGUCCGCAGACGCCCGGCACGCCGCCGUUUAUUAUUUCCAACUCGCUCGCGGUCGCCUCUGGGCUGCAUCCAGGGCGCCGUGCGGCGGCGCCGGUGCAGGCCGCGGCGCCGACCGCGCGCCUGCCGCCGCACAAGGACCUGGUGGAAGGCGAUGCGGAGCUUGCGGCGCAGCGUGCACACACGCGGCAGCGCAUGGACGCUGCGCUCCAAGCGCACCAGGCCGCGGCGCUCGCGCCGGACGUCGCGACGCCCUUUUCGAGUGCACAAGACGUGGUGGAGCGGCUGCUGCCGUACCACGUCUGGCAGGCGCCCGAGCACGACCUACUCACGGCGAUGGACGGGCGCCUGGCAUCGGAGCAUCCGCUCGAGGAGCGCUCCCUGUCGUUCCACGUUCCCUACAAACGAAAGCGCGGCGAGCACACCGAGGAUACCCUACACCUCCCUCCGUUUCCCAGCACGGAGUAUACACUGUCGGUGUACGCCCGCCGCGCCGCGCUGCUGCAGCGCUUCUCUGCGAUCCAAACGCGGUCGGAUACGAGCUAUCUACGCGCCCCCGAGCUCAACGCGUCGCUCGAGCAGCUCGAGCGGCUGGUGUACGAGGACGAGGUACGCGACUUUCAGGAGCUGUCCAACGAGCUGCGGCGUGCGCGUGCCGAGCUCGAAGAGGUCGAGCGGCAGCGCAACUGGCGCUUUGGCGUGCCGGCCGCCGCAUCGCUCUCGACGCCUACCCUGGACCGUAGCCGCGAGUGGUCGUCGCCGUGGGCGGCGCGGCGCUUUGCCGCGUCGCCCCAAGGCACGCCGGGCCGCGCGGACUACUCGCCCGCGGCGUCGCCCAUCACGCGCCCGUACAGCGCCGCGGGCGCCGCGCCGCGCUCGCCGGUCGUCGCCGGGAGCGCCGCGUCGCUGCCUGCGCUGACGCACGCGGUCGUCUCGCACCUCGCCGACCUCACUGCGCGCAGCACGACGCCGGCGAGCAGUGCGCCGAUAUCCGCGCCGCCGCCGCCGCUGAUGCCCGCGCAGGACGCGAGUGCGCCGGCGAUCCCCACGCAGCCGCUGCCGCUCGUGAUGCCCAUCUCGGCGGUGCCGCGCCUGACGGCGCUCGGCAUCCACCUCGUCCCUGCGACGCACCUCAUCCCUGCGCUGUCCCUCGCGAGCGCCGGGCAGUCUGUUGCGCUGAACCCCGGGCUGACUGCGCCGCGCCCCGUGGUCGGUGUGCAAAAUGAGCCGGUGCUACUGGUCGGCAUUACCGACGCGCCCGGCCCCGGUGCGGUGGGCACGAACGGCGUCUCGCGGCAGCGGCUGCACCUCUCGGUCGUCCUCGCAAAGCUGCGCCCCGAGCAGCUGAGCGGCCUCGCAGCGCUGAUGCAGGCGCUCCAGGCAGAAGAGUCGGGGGAAGCCGGUCCAGCACGGUCGUAG